Messenger RNA from Trypanosoma conorhini, 342 nucleotides. Its product is annotated as trans-sialidase. The record is from RefSeq and is a predicted model, not a curated record. The transcript has a single exon. Bases 1 to 342 code for a protein of 113 amino acids. NCBI's taxonomy places the organism in Eukaryota, Euglenozoa, Kinetoplastea, Trypanosomatida, Trypanosomatidae.
AUGCCCCGGCGUCUGUUCUCUUCCGCGGCGCUACUGCCGCUUCUUAUUUGCGUGCUGUUGAUGUGCGGCAGUGGCGCUGAGGCCAACGCGAAUGAGGGGGGCACGCCGAAAACGGUUGUUCUCUUUGCCGCAGGAGUGACGGAACUGGCCGAUCCGGCGUCUCCCAGUAAAAAGCAGAAGUUUGAGUCGUUCUCUGCGCCUUCUCUGGUUUACGUGGAUGGCGUGGUUGUGGCCUUUGCCGAGGCGCACUACACAAAUUCCACGGAAAAAAGCCGUACGUCGGCGUUGCCGCGAGGUGGAAGAAGGCCGACGCAGCGUCGUGGGCGGAGGGGAGCGCCGUAG